Cordyceps fumosorosea ARSEF 2679 is the source of this 1356-nucleotide messenger RNA. RefSeq names its product C6 zinc finger domain-containing protein. Lineage: Eukaryota; Fungi; Ascomycota; Sordariomycetes; Hypocreales; Cordycipitaceae. Gene Ontology annotation, biological process: regulation of DNA-templated transcription. The record is from RefSeq and is a predicted model, not a curated record. Bases 1 to 1356 code for a protein of 451 amino acids. Gene Ontology annotation, molecular function: zinc ion binding; DNA-binding transcription factor activity, RNA polymerase II-specific; acetyltransferase activity. The transcript has 2 exons.
AUGCCUGUCGAAAUUUCACCACCAAUCUCUACGCUGUCGGGUGCAACUGCGCCAUCUGAUGCAGCGGAGGCGAGUCAUCAUGUUUUAACGCCCCAAUCUCUUUCUCCUUCUACUAUGAAUGUUCCAGAGGGGUACUUCCAUAAAACCCUUCUUAAGGAUGGUGUUCACCUUAACAGUGAAUCUAAGAACAAGAACAAAGAGGAAGAAGACCAGCCAGACGUCACGUACAUCGCCCCAACCACUCCUUGCCAACCAGCCCUGAGAAGCCGUCCGGUUUCUAUCGAGGACUUACUUAUUCCACAGCAACCGACGCACUUGGAACAGAGAGCCCUCUAUUUCAACAGGCAAUCUAAUCGAGAUUGUUUAGCAUCAAGCAUUCAUGCUGAGGUGAAGCUUGGUGCCAAGAAGCGCCAGCGGAGGUUCACCACCCGAACAAAGACAGGCUGUUUCACCUGCCGUAAGCGAAAGAAGAAAUGUGACGAGGCAAAGCCAAUAUGCUACAACUGUGCAAGAGGCAAUUUCCAUUGUGCAGGAUAUUCUGUGCCGAGCGUUCGAGAAAGACGUACUACUACGAUUCAACCUCUCCAUGAUGAGUUUUCGAACGGCAAAUUCAACAAUCUUCAAGGCGACAUGCUCCGCCCCAUCAAGCGCUCUGUUACUACCGAUCAUCAGGUUGUAGCGCAAAUGGCCCUCUCUCAUGUGGCUGCGGAACAACAUAGUCGCCUGAAUGGUAUGCCAGUUUCGCAAACGAGGUCUACAGAGAAAGAGAAGAUGCUUGCCGGUUAUGAAUAUUACCAGUAUGACCGAGAGCUAAGCCUCGAGCGUGAUCGUGCCGCAAUGUCUUGUCGGCUUUUCAACUCGGUUAUAAAAACAGGAGUUUCUAUCGAAGAACAUACUCGUCACUUUCUCGAUUCAAUACGAGUGGGCGACUUUACUUCAACUUCUCAGCUACCAGCUUAUAGAGACGUUCGCAGUCUACCAUCAAAAGUUGCUGUCGAGGCCCCUUUCCAUUGUGAUUAUGGAUAUAACAUUAUUCUUGGCAUGAACGUUACAAUCAGACGUAACUGUGCCUUCAAUGAUGCGGGGCGUAUCCAUAUAGGUGACAACAGUGUCAUUGGCCCCAGUGUAAGCAUUUAUACCGAAGAGAUGUCUACGGACCCCAGACACCGCCAAGCUUACCGGAGCAUGUCAUUCAGCAAGGGAGUUAUCAUUGAUUCAGAUUGUUGGAUUGGAGGAAGUGUGACGGUUAUGCCCGGUAAGAUCAUUGGAAAGGGUGCUACUGUUAUGGCUGGCUCAGUUGUUGCUGAAGUUCGUGGAGUCCUGUUCUUCCCGUCGGAACCAAUGCUAACAGUCUAG